Molecule: messenger RNA, 3366 nt
Organism: Poecilia reticulata (guppy)
Lineage: Eukaryota; Metazoa; Chordata; Actinopteri; Cyprinodontiformes; Poeciliidae
Gene: afg3l1
Product: AFG3-like AAA ATPase 1
Biological process (GO): mitochondrial protein processing
Cellular component (GO): membrane; m-AAA complex
Molecular function (GO): metalloendopeptidase activity; ATP hydrolysis activity; ATP binding
Source: RefSeq, a predicted model, not a curated record
UUGGGCUUCGAUCAUCCUCCUGUUGACAUUUCUUACCAAACCUCACUUGUAAGCACAACAUGUUGGCGCUAGAGUGUUGGAGGUAACGUAGCAAAACAGAAUACUGUAAUUUCUGAAAGCUAGAAUCUUUUCYGGGGCCACAGAAAGGAUGUCUCAGAUGCUGAGACUUCUCUCGGCGGCUGUUUUGCCUCUCUGCCGGGCCGGAGGAGCCCGAGGACGCACACUGGGUUCAGGAAGCCUCGCGGUUCGGGACUGUAGUUUUUUCAGUCAAAGUCAAGCUAAUUUCUUGUCUCGUCAAAGAGCCUGGUUAGCUAAGCGACGUGUCUAUUCCACCGAGCCAAAAGAUGGAAAAGGAGGAGCACCAGCAGGAGGCGGAGGAGGACGACCAGGAGGAGGCAAGAGAGGAGGUGGAAGGAAAGACUGGUGGAGUCGGAUGCAGAAGGGUGACUUCCCCUGGGAUGAGAAGGAUUUCCGCUACAUGAUGCUUACUGCUGCUGGAGUCAGCUCAGCGYUGUUCUACUUCUACUUCCGAGACACGGGCCGAGAGAUCAGCUGGAAGGACUUUGUGCACCGCUACCUGGGCAGAGGCCUGGUGGAGCGGUUGGAGGUGGUUAACAAACAGUUCGUCAGAGUCAUCCUGGUACCAGGAGCGGAUGCUGAGGGGAGUUACGUGUGGUUCAACAUCGGCAGCGUUGAUACAUUUGAAAGGAAUCUUGAGGCUGCACACAUGGAACUGGGCCUGGAGCCAUCACACCGGGCCGCUGUCAUCUACAGCUCUGAGAGUGACGGCUCCUUCUUGAUGAGCAUGAUUCCUACUCUGUUGCUGAUUGGCUUUCUGCUGUUCACACUGCGGCGUGGACCAAUAGGAGGAGGCRUUGGUGGAGGAAGGAGCCCCUUCAGCAUGAGUGAGUCGACAGCCAAGAUGAUGAAGGACAACAUAGAUGUCAAGUUCAAGGAUGUGGCUGGCUGUGAGGAAGCAAAGCUGGAGAUCCUGGAGUUUGUGAACUUUCUGAAAAACCCACAGCAGUACCAGGACCUGGGAGCCAAGAUCCCCAAGGGUGCCGUUCUGUCUGGACCUCCUGGCACAGGAAAGACUCUGCUGGCCAAAGCCACAGCAGGAGAGGCCAAUGUCCCCUUCAUCACGGUCAAUGGCUCCGAGUUCCUGGAGAUGUUUGUCGGGGUCGGUCCAGCCAGGGUGAGGGACAUGUUUGCCAUGGCGAGGAAAAAUGCGCCAUGCAUCCUCUUCAUUGAUGAGAUUGAUGCUGUGGGGAGGAAGAGAGGAGGAGGAAACUUUGGGGGUCAGAGUGAACAGGAGAACACAUUAAACCAGCUGCUGGUGGAGAUGGACGGUUUUAACACAGCCACUAAUGUAGUGGUCCUCGCUGGAACCAAUAGGCCGGAUAUCCUGGACCCCGCUCUGAUGAGACCAGGACGCUUUGAUAGACAGAUUUACAUUGGUCCUCCAGACAUCAAAGGCAGGGCUUCCAUCUUCAAAGUUCACCUGCGACCAAUCAAACUGGAUCCCAGUCUGGAUAAGGACGCACUAGCAAGGAAAAUGGCAGCUGCCACACCAGGAUUCACUGGUGCUGACAUUGCUAAUGUGUGUAAUGAAGCAGCUUUGAUAGCUGCCAGGCACCUGAGCCCCGCCGUCAACCCAAAGCACUUUGAGCAGGCGAUCGACCGUGUCAUCGGAGGCCUGGAGAAGAAGACUCAGGUCCUGCAGCCGAUGGAGAAGAAGACGGUGGCAUACCAUGAAGCCGGCCACGCCAUCGUGGGCUGGUUUCUACAGCACGCCGACCCGCUGCUCAAAGUGUCCAUCAUUCCACGCGGGAAGGGUUUGGGUUACGCUCAGUACCUGCCCAGAGAGCAGUACCUCUACACCAGAGAGCAGCUGUUUGACAGGAUGUGCAUGAUGCUGGGAGGGCGUGUGGCCGAGCAGGUCUUCUUUGGCCGGAUAACCACCGGAGCUCAGGAUGAUUUGAAGAAGGUCACACAGUCGGCCUAUGCGCAGGUGGUGCAGUUUGGGAUGAGUGACAAGGUGGGGCAGGUGUCAUUUGACCUGCCCCGGCAGGGUGAGAUGGUCCUGGAGAAGCCUUACAGCGAGGCGACAGCUGAGCUCAUUGAUGAGGAGGUCAGAGGACUGGUGGAUCGAGCGUAUGAGCGCACCCUGCAGCUGAUCACCAACAAGAGGGACCAAGUGGACAAGGUGGGGAAGCGCUUGCUUGAGAAGGAGGUUCUAGACAAAGCAGACAUGGUAGAGCUGCUGGGUCCUCGGCCAUUCCAGGAGAAGUCAACCUACGAGGAGUUUGUGGAGGGGACGGGGAGCUUUGAGGAAGACACGAGCCUUCCAGAUGGCCUCAGGGACUGGAACCAGCAGAGAGGAGGGGAGGCGGAGGAGACAGACCCAACCCAGGACAGACAGCAGGCAGUGUAGGAUAUGAGGAACCUGGAGAAAACUCAACCAGCUGGACAGAAAUACAUGAAGCCGCUGACUCUGUUUCUCUCUGCCUGACUGUGUGGUCCCCCACUGGCAACUGUUCAGAUUGGAUCAUAUAUAUAUAUAUAUAUAUAUUAGCCUAGGCUAAUCAGAGAGCUGUGGAGCUAACUGUCAACUAACUGUAAACUAUUUCUCUUCAGAGAGGAAUAUUCUCUACAGCGCCUUAAGAUUYCYCGUCUCUAGAUUCUGCCACAUUUAACUACGCCGGGACAGAACAGAGAGAACAUGAUGAUUUCUUUAUUUAUUCUUUUACAAAAUGUCUGUCCUCCUCAUAACGAGGAAGAAAUACUCGACUUGAGGAAUGUUUAUGCGGCCAAACAAGGCUGAAAUGUUUUUAGAAAUAAAUCAGAUGUUUUUUAAUUUACCUGGAACAACUCGUCUGACCGUUCUGCUUCACAACACAGCAAUUUUCAUUUGCAUUUUACCUCAGCUUGGACUUACCAUAAGGAUAUUUUAAUUAUAUAAACUCUGCGAUAAUGACUGAGAAGGUUUUUUUUUUUGUAGACCACUGUUGCAAAAUAAAAAGAAUAAAGUUUGGUUUUCUGAAAUUAAGCAUGUUUUACUAAGUCAUAAAAGACAGUCACAUGUGCCUGUAGACUUUACUUUCAGGUAGAACAGUCACACCACAUUCUGCUUAGCAGAAGAAACCUGCUUUAUUCUGUGUUGUCUGUAGUUUCAGUGGUUUUCAAGGUGUGACGCAAUUUUGUUAACCUUGUUUUGGUUAAUAAGGUUAACCAGAACUUAACUUUGUUUUAGUUAAGUUUAGUCAUUCUAUCUUGGCUAUCUCUAAUGUCAUCUGCAACUUGUAAAUGUGAUUGUGUUGAGGACGCAUCGAUGUGGUUGGAAAUGGAAAAGUUUUCUGACUCUGA